GUUUGGGGCGGGGAGGGGGCGCGGGGCGGGGUGUGUGCGCUGCGUGCGCGGCUCCUACCGGCAGUUUCCGGGACCAGCAGGAGCUGCGGGAGCCUCUGCGGUGCCAAAAGGAGGCGGGAAGGACUCUUGGAAAGGCCGCCCCGCCCCGCUCCCCGUAACGAGCGCCUCGCCUCCGCUGCGAGUCCUGUUGAUCUCGAAGGAUAAAAUGAAUAGAAGGCAGGGAUUCUUGAUUAUUCAGGGCUUGUGAAUUACCUCAACUUCAUAGCAAGCACUUGCACAGAAGUGUAGGUUGAAGACUUCUCUUUGCAGUGCAUGGACGGAAAGCCAAUGCGCAGGUGUGCCAGUAAUCGAGCAGGCGAAACAGGAAUGGAUGUAACGAGCCGCUGCACUCUCGGAGAUCCCAACAAGCUCCCGGAAGGAGUGCCACAGCCUGCUCGCAUGCCUUACAUCUCAGACAAGCACCCCCGGCAAACACUGGAGGUCAUAAACCUGUUGCGGAAACACCGUGAGCUGUGCGAUGUGGUGUUGGUUGUGGGGGCCAAGAAGAUCUAUGCCCACCGGGUGAUCCUCUCCGCUUGCAGCCCUUACUUCCGAGCAAUGUUCACAGGGGAGCUUGCAGAGAGCCGGCAAACUGAGGUGGUAAUAAGAGACAUUGAUGAAAGGGCCAUGGAGCUUCUGAUUGACUUUGCCUACACAUCCCAAAUCACAGUGGAAGAGGGCAACGUUCAGACGUUAUUGCCAGCUGCCUGCCUCCUCCAGCUAGCUGAGAUCCAAGAGGCCUGCUGUGAGUUCCUGAAAAGACAGCUGGAUCCUUCCAAUUGCCUUGGCAUCCGAGCAUUUGCUGAUACCCACUCCUGCAGAGAACUUCUGAGAAUUGCUGACAAAUUCACCCAACAUAACUUUCAAGAGGUGAUGGAAAGUGAGGAGUUCAUGCUGCUUCCAGCCAAUCAGCUAAUUGACAUCAUAUCCAGUGAUGAACUGAAUGUCCGGAGUGAAGAGCAAGUGUUCAAUGCAGUGAUGGCCUGGGUGAAAUAUAGCAUUCAGGAGAGGCGACCUCAGCUCCCCCAGGUGUUGCAACAUGUGCGCCUGCCACUGCUCAGCCCAAAGUUCCUGGUAGGCACGGUUGGUUCUGACCCGCUCAUUAAAAGCGAUGAAGAAUGCAGGGACCUAGUGGAUGAAGCUAAGAACUAUUUGCUAUUGCCCCAAGAGCGACCACUGAUGCAGGGACCAAGAACUCGACCACGCAAGCCUAUCCGCUGUGGGGAAGUACUCUUUGCAGUGGGUGGCUGGUGCAGCGGGGAUGCAAUUUCCAGUGUUGAGCGCUACGACCCUCAAACAAAUGAGUGGCGGAUGGUGGCUUCCAUGAGCAAAAGGCGGUGUGGUGUUGGAGUCAGUGUUUUGGAUGACCUUCUGUAUGCAGUGGGAGGCCAUGAUGGUUCUUCCUAUCUUAACAGUGUGGAAAGAUACGACCCAAAGACUAAUCAGUGGAGCAGUGAUGUAGCACCCACCAGCACCUGCAGAACCAGUGUCGGAGUGGCAGUUCUUGGUGGCUACCUGUAUGCUGUGGGCGGACAGGAUGGUGUCUCCUGCCUUAACAUUGUUGAAAGGUAUGACCCAAAGGAGAACAAAUGGACUCGAGUGGCUUCCAUGAGUACAAGGCGCCUUGGGGUGGCUGUGGCUGUGCUAGGUGGCUUCCUUUAUGCUGUUGGGGGCUCUGAUGGGACGUCACCUCUGAACACAGUGGAGCGCUACAACCCUCAGGAGAACCGUUGGCACACAAUAGCACCCAUGGGCACUCGACGCAAGCACCUAGGUUGUGCGGUAUAUCAAGACAUGAUCUAUGCGGUGGGAGGCAGAGAUGAUACGACUGAACUUAGCAGUGCUGAGCGAUACAACCCCAGAACGAACCAGUGGUCUCCUGUGGUAGCCAUGACGUCACGCCGUAGUGGGGUUGGCCUCGCUGUUGUGAAUGGGCAGUUAAUGGCCGUAGGAGGCUUUGAUGGCACAACAUACUUGAAGACUAUUGAAGUGUUUGACCCAGAUGCCAACACAUGGAGACUGUAUGGAGGAAUGAACUAUCGUCGGCUUGGAGGUGGAGUGGGAGUUAUAAAAAUGACACACUGUGAAUCCCAUAUAUGGUAGAAAGCCAAUUGGAGAAAUCUCUCUCACUCCGAGUUCAUUCCUAUUAAAGAUGGUCAGCUUGGUGACUGCUGAGCUCUCUGAGGGUCUAGUAAAAUUGAGAUCACAUUUAUAUUA
Messenger RNA from Lacerta agilis (Sand lizard), 2256 nucleotides. RefSeq names its product kelch like family member 20 (gene KLHL20). The coding region runs from base 313 to 2142 and encodes 609 amino acids. The transcript has 13 exons. Lineage: Eukaryota; Metazoa; Chordata; Lepidosauria; Squamata; Lacertidae. Gene Ontology annotation, molecular function: protein binding. The record is from RefSeq and is a predicted model, not a curated record.